Molecule: messenger RNA, 419 nt
Organism: Bursaphelenchus xylophilus (pine wood nematode)
Lineage: Eukaryota; Metazoa; Nematoda; Chromadorea; Rhabditida; Aphelenchoididae
Source: the annotation of a GenBank genome assembly
AUGGAGCAGGUGAUAUUGGGGCGUGAGAAGCCCAAGAAUGGGAAAGGAAAUGUGGGAAUGGACUUGCCGAUCGUCCACACCGAAGGAAUGCGGCCGAUUCUCAACUGGGUCGACAAAAUCAGCGAUGACGAGGAGAAUGGCGAGCCGAACGGGUAAGAUAAAAGAGUUGACCUCUUUGAGGAGUUGAAUGGUCAUUAAAAUUUUGAAUUUUUGAUUUCCUAAGGGCGUUUGACUUCAAAAUUAAAAAGAAUUUUGAUUUGGAAGAGUCCAACUUUGUGGUUAUAAAUUUUUUUCUUUUUUAUUAUUUAUAAGACAUCACUUUUCGAGCAGAAAAAUAAAAUAUUGGACUUUGACGAAUCCAUAAAUCCAGCGAUGAUUUGUUUCGUGAUUCCCAGACGGUGCGGGAACAGACCUUUUGA